AUGUCCGCCUCUUGCUUGCCCGCAGCUCUUUCAGCACCAUCCGAGCUGGACAGCGCCUGCCGCAUGGAGAACGGCCCGAGAACGGCCGGCGCAGCCCAGCCGCCUCCAACGGCGGGGAAAGACGCGGUUUUGGGCUCGGUGGCUUUGCCGGCUCCUCUCCUUCCUCCGGCGGCGGCUGCGGCUCCUUCUUCUUCUUCUCCACCGCCUUCUGCGGCGGCGGCUCCGUCUCCUUCGGUCGUGGGCGGCGAGCUGGCCCUGGCCCUGGAGGAGGAGCUGGCCAUGCUGGCUUCGGCCGGGGAAGGCUCCGCGGAGAGCGAGCCGCCCGGAGGCCCCGCGGCGGCGUCCCCCCCAGCCGAGCCGGAGGUGCUGCUGUCGCAGAUGAGGCAGAAGGAGAAGGACUUGGUGUUGGCCGCCCGGUUGGGGAAAGCCUUGCUGGAGCGCAACCAGGACAUGAGCCGCCAGUACGAGCGGAUGUACAAGGAGCUGACCGACAAGCUGGAGCACCUGGAACAGGAGAAACACGAGCUGAGGAGGCGCUUCGAGAACAAGGAAGGCGAGUGGGAAGGCCGGGUCUCCGAGCUGGAGAGCGACGUCAAGCAGCUGCAGGAUGAGCUGGAGAAACAGCAGGCUCACCUGCGGGACGCUGACCGGGAGAAGACGCGGGCGGUCCAGGAACUAUCCGAACAGAACCAAAGACUUUUGGACCAGCUCAGCAAGUUAUAG
Messenger RNA from Thamnophis sirtalis, 723 nucleotides. The record is from RefSeq and is a predicted model, not a curated record. NCBI's taxonomy places the organism in Eukaryota, Metazoa, Chordata, Lepidosauria, Squamata, Natricidae.